Molecule: messenger RNA, 1925 nt
Organism: Aegilops tauschii subsp. strangulata
Lineage: Eukaryota; Viridiplantae; Streptophyta; Magnoliopsida; Poales; Poaceae
Biological process (GO): rRNA methylation
Cellular component (GO): chloroplast
Molecular function (GO): rRNA (guanine) methyltransferase activity; RNA binding
Source: RefSeq, a predicted model, not a curated record
GCCAAAAACUGCCCCUUUCUCAUCUCAGCGCGUCAUCCUCGCCGAAGCAUUUCGUCGAGCGAGGGCCGCGCGCCGCCCAAAACCCCACAUCCCAAAUCAAAACCCUACGCUCCGCCGCCGCGCCAUGCUCCACUCCGGCCUCUCCAAGUCCCAGCCCCUACCGCUCCUCGCGGGAGCGUCUUCGCCUCGCCGCGCCCUCCUCGCCGGUCUCCUCCGCGCCGGGUACUUCUCUAAGUCCGCUACCUCCUCACCUGCGCUUCGUCCGUCCGCCACCCGUGCGAGCACCAGGGCGGCGACUACGCCGCGAGAUCCCUCGCGCUUCGGCCUGGUACAUAGGGUCUCGUUCUCCACUGCACCAGAUGGUUCUGAUUCGGUCGGCAGCGGCGGGAGGUCGCUCCCUUGGCUAGCCGCCGGGAGCGUCGAUAGCGGCGUCCCCACCGCAAGGACUAGCGCCGGACGCUCCUCCUCGUGGGAGAGCUCCGCUGAUAAGUUCUUCUCUAAAGGCGACCACAGUGCGCGAGUAGAGACAUUGGAAGAUAGCGUUUCAUACAAGGAGGGGGGAAUUGGAGGGGAGGAGAAUGAACCAAUUGACAAUCCCAAGUGGGGGCGGAUUAAGGAUAAGUUCCGGCGAAACGCGGCAACGGAUGAAGGGUCCCGUGACCGUGCUGAGAGGUUUGAAAAACCGGAUGUGAGGCGGUGGAACAAGCAAGAGGACCGUGGUGAGAGGUUUGACAAACCGGAUGUGAGGCGGUGGAGCAAGCAAGAGGACCGUGGUGAGAGGUUUGACAAGCCGGAUGUGAGGCGGUGGAACAAGCAAGAGGAUCGUGGUGAGAGGUUUAGAGGGGAGAGGUUCAACCAGCCAGAUGUAAGGCGGUGGAACAAGCAAGAGGACUGGGGCAGGAAGACAUGGAAGGAGGUGGGGGAAUCGACAGUGCCAAAGAUGGUUGGGGAGGGGGUUUAUGGCGUUGGGCCGGUACUUGCGGCUCUCACGGCUGGGAGGAGGGAGUUUUAUGCAUUGUACACACAGGAAGGAAUGGAUUUGAGUAGGAGCAACAAGAAGAAGAAGGACAAAAGGGGGAUUGAGAAGGUGCUGCUGAUGGCAGAAACUAUCGGGCUUAAAGUUAUUGAGGCGUCAAAGCAUGACCUCAACAUGGUGGUGGAUAACCGUCCACAUCAAGGUCUGGUGCUUGAUGCAUCACCCUUGGAAAUGGUGAAUACUAAGGAGUUGGAACGAGUCAGGGUUCAUGGUGGCAAGGCACCGGUCUGGAUAGCUUUGGAUGAGGUUAUGGACCCUCAGAAUUUGGGAGCCAUAAUUAGAUCAGCCUACUUCUUUGGUGCAGAGGGUGUUGUCUUGUGCGCUAAGAACUCUGCUCCAUUAAGUGGAGUAGUGAGCAAAGCUAGUGCAGGCUCGCUUGAGUUGAUUGAGCUGCUUUCGUGUAGGAACAUGAUGCAGUUUCUGUCUUCAUCAGCUGAAAAUGGGUGGCGAGUUCUUGGUGGUACCGUCGCUCCAAAAGCUAUACCUCUCUCUGAAGUUACCACAGGGGAGCCAACAAUUCUGGUGUUGGGCAGUGAAGGCACUGGUCUGAGGCCCCUGGUUGAACGGUCCUGCACACAUUUGGUCAAAAUUGCUGGUAAUGCUGAUGGAUUUGUUGUAGAAGAAGAAAUAGAUGCCACAGAUGCAGAUAUAGGGGAAGAAGGUGAUAAUUAUUCAGGUAGUCAAGAUAUGAAAUCAUUCCUUGCAGUAGAGAGCUUAAAUGUUAGUGUGGCAGCAGGAGUUUUGCUUUAUCAUCUGGCUGGAAAGAAUGUCCACCCUGUAACUGAGAAGCCUAGCAUCUCUCCUGUGUAAGGAUGUUCCAUGUUUCAUCCAUAACAUAGUUAUUAAUAUUUGUUUUCUUGUACUCCCAUUAAGGAUGAACUUUUGUUUC